This is a messenger RNA of Cylindrotheca closterium, 1317 nucleotides long. Lineage: Eukaryota; Bacillariophyta; Bacillariophyceae; Bacillariales; Bacillariaceae. The record is from the annotation of a GenBank genome assembly.
AUGAACAGAAUGAAAGUCAUACUCGGUCUAGCAGUAUGGACCCUGUGCCUACAACUGUCGUCGGUAGUUGCUUUAGAGGCCGCAGACACACCAUCCAGCACACUACGCAGCCGCAAUGAUGUUAUGAACAACAUCCACAAUAAUCGCAACCACAAUGAGAAUGAUGAUAAUGCUAGUCUCAUUCCACAUCGUCUCAUCUUCACCUACAAGAACAACAUGCUGGAAACCAAAUAUCCCACUGACCUAUACAACAACGUGUUGAAUACAAUUCAAGUAUAUGCGGACGAAUGGAACAAGGCAGUGGAGGAGAUGGAUGUCAUGUUCAUUGACGAUGCCAUGUGCUUGGAACUCAUUCCAAAGGUGGAACCUCGUCUAUUGAAAUACUUCCAACUAGAACCAUUGGGAUCCUUCAAGGCUGAUAUUUGUCGAGUGGCUGCACUGUACCUAUAUGGCGGCUACUAUUUUGAUGUGGACAUUCAAGCCUUGAAAGCGCUACAGCCAAAUCCAGACACGGACUUCAUCACAUCCACUUGCGGGAACAAUCAAUUCUUCCAAGCAGUCAUGGCCUUGUCUCGUCAACACCCAUUGGCAAGAGCCACUCUAGACUCAAUGUUAGAUGACUGGUAUUAUAUUCCCUCUGUUGUGCAAAAUCUUACAAUGGCCCGUGUAGAUGCCAGUGUUUCCAUGGGCAAGGAAUACAAUGAAGCACGAGGCAACUAUCUGAGCCAGUAUUUCAACAUGUCCCAUGAAAUCAAACCCAUGCUCGGUACUGCCACAUUGCGCAUGGCGUAUGACCGCCACAGAAACUUGACGUCGGCAUGGAUUCUAGACGAACUGGACAAUGUGGACACGCCCCUGUAUCCAGACUUGAAACGAGAAGAAACUGGAUGGGGCUGCAACUACAUGGUGCACGAUACUCCUUCCAAGGUUCCGUAUUUCUUUUCACGAUGCAUCGGGACCGAUGGCUGUCCGCGUUACAAACCUCAGGGGUUGACGCUCAUGAGGCGAUCCGCGAUUGGAAACGCCAUGGCGCGUCGACGCUCUCGGAUCACUUCCAAUUUCAACAGUGGUGGUCAACGAUUGCCGCGGUCAUACGCUGGGGAAGCUACCACCAGUAGUGGGAGUACUCCGCUUUGGUGGAGAAAACGCAAACGCCCUUCAUUGACCUUGUCCAGGGUCUCGGACAAGACCUCGGAGCGAUCGAGCACGUUGCUGGCGGUCCUCAUGUGCUUAUUGCUGAUUUUCUGGUCGGCGAUCAUGGUGGCAGCGAUGCAGAAAAAUCCAUUUGGGCAAUCAGGCGGGAAAAAGAACUGUUAA